AUGGGACGUUUUUUGAUAUACGUUGCCUAUAUCGGGACUAAUUAUAGUGGAUUUCAAAAACAAGUUGGAAUAAAAACUGUGAAAACAAUCCAGGGACAAUUGGAUGUUGCUCUUAAAUUUCUCAAUCCAGCAAAUGAAAUAAGAACCCUUGCAUCAAGUCGGACGGAUACGGGUGUCCAUGCCUUGGAAAAUACUUUGCAUGUAGAUCUUAUCCACAAGAAACCGGGUAUUGAAUACAAUCCUGAAGAUAUAAAAAUAAAACUGAAUUAUUGGCUGAGAAAACAUGAAGAAACAAUUGUUGUCACAAAUGUGUUACGUGUUCCUGAUGACUUCCACAGCCGAAUGCAUGCAGUGAGUCGAACUUACUUGUACCGUUUGGCAAUUCCUUGGAAGAUGAUAGAGCAUCAACAGGGUUAUGCAGCUAUGAACUUUUUUGAGUCCAAACGAGCUCAAAUUAUCUUCAAACCAGUAAAUAUAGAAAAAUUGAUGGCUUGUGCUGAAUUGAUGGUAGGAACAUAUGAUUAUACCUCUUUCACAACAAUCAAGUCAUUACAAGAAAAAAAUAAGGACCCCAUUAGGACUGUGUCUAUUGAUGUGAAAUUAGGCACUUCAUUUUUGAGGUACCAUAAUCCCGGAUUGGAAGUUUGGGAAAUCCAUGUCACCAGCAAAUCUUUUUUAUAUCGACAAAUCCGACGAAUGGUAGGUGCAAUGAUCCAAGCAUCUCUUGACUAUUUCACUCUGGACUAUGUGAAGCAGAUGUUACUUGAUCCAGACUUAAAAUCUACAAAUACCAAAAUUUUACCUUCUCCCCCACAUGGUCUUUAUUUGAAAAACGUCUGCUACAAUCCUGAAGGUUUAAUUUAUGAUCCAGUUUCUCAGCUUACAGAAGAAGGACAGACAUCAAAUUGUGUCACAAAUACAGAUGCUCAAAAUGACACUUAA
This is a messenger RNA of Acanthosepion pharaonis, 942 nucleotides long. NCBI's taxonomy places the organism in Eukaryota, Metazoa, Mollusca, Cephalopoda, Sepiida, Sepiidae. The record is from the annotation of a GenBank genome assembly.